AUGGGUGUCAUGAUAAGGUAUCUGCUCAUGACCUUAGUGUUCUAUGAAGAACUACUACUACUCUUUGGAUCCGCUUUCAUGGGUGCCCAUGCCUCUUUGUCUAACUACUUUGAUCAACCUCCAUCCAACCACUUCUAUCCUAAAUAUUUGAAGGUGGUUUCCCGGAAAAAGCGCACACCACCACCACCAGCCCCUACUCCGAAUGGACCACUUCGUCAUAUGCCAAAGCCGAGACUGAAGCCGACGUUGCAGCCGCCGCCACCACCACCACCAGCCCCUACUAGGAAUUUACCACAACAACAGCAUGUACCUCCAUCUGUACCGAAUCCGAGCCCGAAGCUGUCACCACCACCAUCAACAUCAUCAAGGUUGGAAUCAUCACCGCUGCCACCAGUAUGA
Carya illinoinensis is the source of this 399-nucleotide messenger RNA. Its product is annotated as arp2/3 complex-activating protein rickA-like. The transcript has a single exon. NCBI's taxonomy places the organism in Eukaryota, Viridiplantae, Streptophyta, Magnoliopsida, Fagales, Juglandaceae. The record is from RefSeq and is a predicted model, not a curated record. The coding region runs from base 1 to 399 and encodes 132 amino acids.